This is a messenger RNA of Bombus huntii, 4560 nucleotides long. RefSeq lists its product as uncharacterized. NCBI's taxonomy places the organism in Eukaryota, Metazoa, Arthropoda, Insecta, Hymenoptera, Apidae. Bases 1026 to 3254 code for a protein of 742 amino acids. The record is from RefSeq and is a predicted model, not a curated record. The transcript is spliced from 6 exons.
UCCCAUCCAUAUAUGAUGUUAAUAGAGAUUUAAUUCUUUUAUUUCAAGUAAAUAGAAUACAUUAUGCGACAAACCAACAAUAAAAUCAUUUACACGAUAAUUUGUUGGUAUCCCUCGCUAUUUACGGGUUUUCGUUCCAUUAGGAAUCAGAAUAGAAGCGUUGACUGAGACAUGCGGUUACCUAUCUUUUCGCUUGAGAGUGUAAAUAAAAUUGAAAUUACGUCAUAAAGAUAAUGCAUAGGGUUAUUUUCAUUUUCUAAGCCCUAAACGAAUAUCCUCGCUAGAUUACUAAGCUAUAGUUUCAUCAGAAGCAUUUGAGUGAUAUUCCUUGCUAGUACAUCCUAGUUAUACUUGUUCUAUAAUCAGUACUCCGAUGCGUAAUAUUGCGUCUAGUAUCCGGCUAAUUGUCAUAAACUAUCAUUUAGAAAAUUAAGCUUUGGAUAAAGAAAUGUUUUCAUUCAUUCCCUUACAUAAAAAAUGUGUUGUUAUUUCUGUAUUCAGAGGUAGGAUCACAAUAGCUAUUAUUUUAUUCUUUGGAUAAAUCUAUCACACCGUUCUGAGCAAAAAAACCUUUAUUGCACUUUCUUACAUGGACUAGGGAUAGACACAAAAAAACAUCUUAAACCUAUCGAUUAAAUAUAUCGAUUGUAUCUAGAACUAUGUUCUAGUUACUAUUUAUUGUAACUAGCGCAUCUCCAUAUGGAUGGCGAGCGCGAACUCACGUUGUCAUUUUCAAGAAAAUGACAUCCUUUUUCCUUCAAAUUAGGUUUUCUAUUAUCACUGUGUAUGUAUCUUAUACAUAUUGUAUACUAUCUCAGGUUGAAUAUCAUUGUUUUUUUGACAUAUCACAGAAUCUGUAUAACCUUUUAAUAUGCAAAAUUCCAAUAACAACAUUUUCAAAUAACUUAUUUAACCCUCGGAUAGUUUUUAUUGGAACUCUGAGAUGACAUCUCGGACUAAUAAGUGUAUUUGUUCGUUGACAACAAAUUACAUUGGAGAUAAUAGUAAUUUAAUUUCUUAUCAGAAUGACUUCGGAAGAUGAUGCUUGGGCUCAAACUCUUAUCACGGUAACCCCAGAAGACGAUGCAACGUUAAGGGAAAUUUUGGAUACAGCGACCGUGUCGUCAACACCGGACAAACACCUAGUUCUUGAUGCUGAUAAUAUUGUAUAUAGACGAUCGUUUACUCACAAACAAUUUGUAGAUUCUAAAAAAACGAAAGACGAAGAGCCGGGAGAACCAGAAGAAUCAGAAGAAGUAGAACAACCAGAAGAAUCAGAAGAAGUAGAACAACCAGAAGAAUCAGAAGAAGUAGAACAACCAGAAGAGUUAGAAGAAGUAGAACAACCAGAAGAGCCAGAAGAACCAAAGGUCCAAAUUGAACAGAGGUCGAAAGAGGAUGCAGAAAGCCAAACGUAUCUACAAGGAAUACCAGUUGUGCACAUUUCUAUCGAAUAUCGGGACGAAGCCUCGCAAACGAUAUACAUGAGCACGCCAUGUCCGCCUUUAAAAUACUUUAAGGAUAUUAUGACGUCAAUGAAGGAAGGUCCCAUGCCUGAAUUAAAGAGAAGCAAUGUGGCAGCAACUAUUCUUAGCUUCCAUCCCGAAACACCGCAUGAUGUUGUGAUGGAACAACUGUCCAUGGACGUCACAGAUGAAGAACGCGAAGUGUUCGAGUCCAAAGUUAGCGCCGAAGAGGAAACAGAAGUGGAAAUUACUGAGAUUUUGAAUUUUCUACUAGCGCGUGCAUUUUGGAUAGACGAUCCGACGAGUCAAGCACAAGCCGAGACGUCUGAUAAAGCGACGCAAACUUAUAUCAAAUAUAACAAUCGAACGAAAAUCUUCGUUGUAGAUAGUCAAGUACAGACAGGUUUGAGUUGCGAACCGAAACAAUCUAAUACGAUGCUUUUAACGGAUUAUUGGGAAACGAAGAAAAUGAUUUCAAGUUACUUAGACGAUUGUAUUUCCAAAGGAAUCGACGUUAGGAUCGUAAUAGACGAUAUAAUAGAUGAAAUUGUCGACAAGUGUGCCGGAAGGAUUAGAUAUCCCAUGAAAGAACAAAUUAUACAAACCAUAGCUACGUACAAAUUAGAUGAUGAGAAAGAGGAAGACGUGUUGAGAAAAUUGAAACUCGAUAUGGUAGUGGACCCCCUAGAAGCAUCAAUUAUCGUCAUACCUUUGAUGGAUAAUUUGGUGGAAAUGACUUGCAACGUUGUAUCUGAAAAUGCCAUUCAUGCCGUUCAAAUCAUUUUGAAGGGAAUUCUUCAGCGAACAAUGAUUAUUAUCGUAAAACUUAUGGAACUGCAGAAGCAAGCGCAACGUAAGUCGAUAGAUCAAAUAUUGGCUACAAGAAAGAAGAGAAUUCUUGAGUCGAUGACAAAGAAAGAAACGGAAACAAUUUCUACGCAAACAAGUAUAGCUGCAAUUUCGGAAGUCAAGAAAAUAAAAAAAUCGAAGGAAGUUCUAUGUUCUGUCUGUAGAAGACAAUCGAUGUGCCAGUGGUGCUUGAAUGAUCAAGAAGUAGAAAGUGUUCGAAAAGAGGAAAUUAAGAUACUUCGUACACAGGAUAUAUUGCUAGCGUAUAAACCCUGUUAUAUCGUGACUAAAAUGACUGAAAAAGAUGAAAAUCUCCAACCACCUUGCCCUUCAGAAACGAAGCUCAAACCUCCCCUACAACUUCCCCCGAUAGGUUCAUGCGGAGAAUCUCGUCGUACAAUCUGUGUAUUCUUACAAGGUGACAAAGAGAUUGGACCUCAAGAAUCUGUUAACGAAUGGUCUUAUGUAACGGACGCUACAACGAUGAAAGCAUGUUCGAUAAAAGAAUCUGUGAGUAGCUCAAGUCAGACAAUUGUAACUUUGCUAGAUCAACAAAUUUGCCCGCCUUCUUCCAGCAACCAUAGUACAUUAACUUCCCAAGCAGCAAAUGCCUUACAAAUAUUAAAAAAUACAUUUUGUACCCAAGAAAACUAUAUUACUUCCUCGCAACAGACUUUGAAAAAUUAUUCGUUUACGAAGAAUGAAGACGCGUGUACUAAAUCAAUUUGCAAUGCAUGUUUAAGUAUAAAUAACAUAAGUAAUAAAAUGGUCGGACAAAAAAUCUCUUGCACGCAACAAACCUGUAAAACUUUCUCAAAGUUACAUCUGCCCAAUACAAAUACUUACAUCAACCACACCCCUUCACGCAUUCCUAACAAAUCACAUGGAGACGGUUUAAAAAUUAUUCCUAUAUAUCUCUCUCAAGACACUCGUACCUGAUAAUUGCAACAAUUAAUUAAUAAUAAUUACUGCAUAUUUCCAUGAUAACAAUUAAAUGUAUAUACAUACGUUACAAUAACACUUUUAGAAUGUUUAUUUGACAAAAAUAAAUGCGCAUACACUAUUAUUAAAGUAUCCUCAGGGCAAGCUAUGCACAUCACAAUGCAACUAUAUACAUAUAAUAUAAUAUAUUCAGUAAUUGCAUUAUAUUGUAACAUAAACCUAACAUAAAGAUAAUUACACAAAUUACGUAUAGCUAUAUCUUGUAUAUGAUUUUUAAAUUAAUUAUAAUGAAAUACAUACAUGUGUAAAAAGAUCUAUUUCUGUAAUUUUUGCAUAUCGCACAUUGUAGAUUAUAUAUAAAUUAAAUAUAUUAUAAAUAUAUUAUAUUGCUCAUGCUAUGUUUUUUUGUAUAAAGUCAAGUCAUAUAUACUUCUGCAUAUUGAUAUUGGGAGUUCCCAUGGUGAUAUCAUAUUCAUUCUUAUAUUUACAACUGUACAUUUUAUAUUUGUGGUUUUAUAAACAAUAUUUAUAAUGUGUGUGUUAUAAGCGCUUGGGAACAGUGCUGAAUGCAAGGCUAAGAAAGUGAAUAGAGAGAAGCAGAAUCUUGAGAGAGAAUCAAGCGGCUUUUCCAACGAAAACAGGAACGAGGGAUCAUAUCUUCGUACUCAACGCGUUGAUAAACAACAAACUGAAGAGGAAAAAGAUGUGCAUAAGAUGAGAUAAGCAUUUUUAUACAUAAGAAGAAUAUACAUGUAUAUAAAAGAACGGUAAAUAUAGUCAACUCGUAGUAGGGACUAACGCAAGAGUUUUUAACAUCAAGUUUAAUCUAUUUAUAAAUGAUCAAUAGAAGAGAAAACAUCGACGAGAAACGGGAAAAGAAUGUUGGUACGAUAAAUGCAAGAAGAGUAGAGGAAGAGAAAUCAGAGAUGUUAAAAGAUCUCAAUAUUAAGGUUUGCGAAUAUAUCAAUGAUGUAUGAAAAGGUGAGGUACAGGAAGCGGCGGAUAGAUGGGGAGGACGACCAACCGAAUAGGAUCAAUGUGAAUGAUAUUAAGUUCACAAACAAGUAGAUACAUAAAUGGUUUAGGAACAAUAUAUAGUGUACGUGACAUAACAAGUUGUACGUUAGUAUUAACAAAAUUUCAUUCAUGUAAUGCAUUCAAAACGCUGGAAGUACUAUUAAGAUUAUGAUACUGUUGUAUUCACGAUAAGUACAUACUAUGACUUACAUUGAAACUAAUUCGAUUUGGCACGAAAUUAAGAAACGUAGUCGAGAGUAUUUCUUAAGUUUUAAUAGAUAGUCUA